Baudoinia panamericana UAMH 10762 is the source of this 1393-nucleotide messenger RNA. RefSeq lists its product as uncharacterized. The transcript has a single exon. Gene Ontology annotation, cellular component: mitochondrion. Gene Ontology annotation, molecular function: oxidoreductase activity; molybdenum ion binding. Bases 182 to 1285 code for a protein of 367 amino acids. The record is from RefSeq and is a predicted model, not a curated record. Lineage: Eukaryota; Fungi; Ascomycota; Dothideomycetes; Mycosphaerellales; Teratosphaeriaceae.
UCAAUGUCGCAUUCAAAACUUUCGUUCUCCAUGCAAAUAAUCUUGUAAGAAGCCGCAUUGUGCUUCGGGUAACAGUCAAUGCUCUCGUGGUGAACUUCGCAAUAGUACAUUUGGACUAGACCUGGGAGAUAAAGAACUGAGCGUGAGCGCAACCCAGUGUCAUUGGUCAUUGUAGCCCGACAUGCCUGAGCUCCCGGAGCAACCGCUUAAUCGCGAGCCACAUCUGCAAGAUCUGGUGUCGAAGUUCUUGACUCCCGUGGAUGAAGGUUACGAUCGCAACCACGGCAUCCACCCUAAUAUCGACGGAAGCACUCAUGUCGUGACCAUUGAUGGCUCGGUUCACCGCGAGCUGAAGCUCUUGGUCAAGGAUCUGCAGAACGACUUCAAGCAACAUGAUGUUGUCUGUGCUUUGCAGUGCGCAGGUAACCGCCGUCAUACUAUGCGGACGAAGAUACAUGAAGUUCAGGGUAUUGACUGGUUCGACGGCGCCGUGAUGAAUUGCAAAUGGACCGGCCCCAAGCUCAGAGAUGUGCUUGAGCGUGCAGGCAUUGCACUUGGUGAUGCUGAGAAGCAGACCGCACACAUUGCGUUCGCAUGCUACUCUACUCCUUGCCAGGAGGAUACGUGGUAUGGCGCUUCGAUUCCGCUCUCACGGGCUUUACGCGAGGAUGCCGAUGUUCUUCUGGCAUUGAAGAUGAACGGCCAAAGGUUGACGGUUGGGCAUGGCUACCCUGUUCGAGUUGUGACGCCUGGAAUAGCUGGCGCACGCGCAGUCAAGUGGCUUGACCGCAUAACGGUGCAAAUGAAGGAGAGUGAAAAUCAUUACAUGCAGUAUGACUACAAGGUCUUGCCGCCGGAUGCAACCGAUUCCGAGUCAGCGAAAAAGUACUGGGGCACUACCCCUGCCAUUCAAGCAAUGCCCGUUAAUAGCACCAUUGCCCUCCCUACCGGAGGAUCCUCCGUUGAGCGAGAGACGGACGGGUAUAUUACAGUAAAAGGAUAUGCAGUUCCUUCCGGAGACGAUGGUCCAGUCGUAAAGGUCGAGGUCUCCGCAGAUGGUGGCAUCAACUGGACCGAUGCUGAGCUGCUGAGCCACCAAGAUGAGGGCAAGUGGUCCUGGAAGCUGUGGAGGUGCAAGCUACAGAUCCCGUCUGGCAGUGCAAGAACCAUCUAUAGUCGUGCUACGGAUGCAGCAGGCAACACACAGCCCAAGAGGUCUCAGUGGAACUUGCGUGGAGUGUGCUACAACGGUUAUGGGGAGGCUGCCGACAUCACGGUCAAGUGAGGCAGCGGAGAAGAUAUGUCGCACCUGUCAGUACUCGGGAAGGCAGCUUUGACAGCACUACCAUCGCCACGACAACAAUCCAAGCUUGCAAACGCAUUUGGAGGUCCG